Molecule: messenger RNA, 1470 nt
Organism: Fusarium graminearum PH-1
Lineage: Eukaryota; Fungi; Ascomycota; Sordariomycetes; Hypocreales; Nectriaceae
Exons: 2
Coding region: 1-1470 (489 amino acids)
Source: RefSeq, a predicted model, not a curated record
AUGGACUUCUUAUCCCGACUACCCGAUCUCGCAUUGGUCAACAUCCUUGGCCAUAUGAAUUCUGAAAGAGACAUCUUUCAUCUGAUAAGCGCAUCACCCAAGUCUCUCAGGAUCUAUAUCCGUUACCGACAUACAAUCGCACGCCAAAGACUCUCCAUGAUGCUCCAUCUCGAUGUCGAUGGCUCCAUACUCCAAGACGCUCAGGCCAUCAUCAACUUUCCCAUCAUCCUCGGAGACUCAUCCAACCUUCGUCGCGAUGUGCACCGAUGUCUCGACACUUGGAAUGCGCGGGGAUUUCCCAAUCCACUGAUACGGCAGUCCAACCCAGAAAGUGUAACUCUGGUUCAUCACUUCUUUGCUCGACUGAUCUUCUUUAUCGAGGAUUAUAUCUCCAAAGCCUCCGACCCCUUUCCCACGCGAGCUUACAUGACACUCCCAACGAUGAGCCGCCUUGCCCCCACCAUGCGAUUCAAAAGUCAGGAGAUUGACGACAUAGAGCAUGUAUCUUUUGCCGAUUUAGACCCGUCAGUUCAACGUCGUCUCUUGCAGGCAUUCAUAAGGUUUGAGUUUCGUUGCAAAAUUUACCAUCCAUAUGUGUGGCAUCUACUGAAAGGGACCGCGUAUGAGGACAUGAUUUUCAACACCAACAAAAGUCUCUCCAUGGAAGAGCACGAGGAGAUAUACUGUGUCAGCGAAUAUCUCAGAGGGAUGUACAGCGCCAUAAUCGCUCAUUCCGAUGACCAUAUCUGGUUUCCGGGUCGACCAUCACCUACGACUGACCAUGGACUACUUUUCCCAGACACUUAUUAUAUAGAAUUAACUACAUUUUUGUCUGAUGCCGACUUGGACUUGCUCACCUGGAAGCCAAUGCCAAGCCUCGGUCUUGACCCUCUCAGCGCGCUGCUUCAAUAUCUUGACUCGCAUAGCAGUUCGAGACAUGACAUCAGAGGCCGGGUUGAGAAUAUUUCGGACUAUCAACCUUACAGUGUCUGGACGGCAACCAGCCAGUUCAUUCAGCAACACCGCCUUUAUUUUGUUUCGACACAAGUUCGUAGAUUGGCCGCCGCCACCGAGUCCUCGGACAAUCCCAUGCAAUGGAGAUCUCACUCACUAGAUGACUUUGACCGACAGAUAAAUCUGCAAAUCUACGCAACAGUCAUGUACCGUCAACGAGCCGGGAUAUUCUUCACAGGUUCAGUUGGGCGUCAACCAAAUCUGCCAUCCUGGGACGAGUUCAUUCGGGAGGAAGAGCGGGUAAACCACAUUAUGGGCCUGGAGGAACGCCGGCAAAGGCGAAGGUGUCAUAAAUGGCGGGACGACUGGGCAGGGCGGAGAUUGAAUCGUCCCUCCGAGGACGAUUCUAGCAUCAACCAAGAAAAUGAGGAGGGUUAUGAUGAUGAGAAAAAUGGUGUGCAAACGACUCUCCUUGAUGACCUGCAAACCCGGUUUUUCAAGCCACCGAGUACCUAG